Messenger RNA from Danaus chrysippus (African queen), 549 nucleotides. Lineage: Eukaryota; Metazoa; Arthropoda; Insecta; Lepidoptera; Nymphalidae. The record is from the annotation of a GenBank genome assembly.
AUGUAUAUGUCAGAACACAACACGCGUAUCACUUCACAAGGCGCGACCGUAGCUCGUGCUCGUACAACUACAUGUCUGUCCGUGGUGCGUGCCGCCUGUACGGCGUCGUUCGCGGGACUGGCGCGCGGCGGUGUCGGCGGUGCCGGCGGCGAGGCGCGUCCCUCCUUCGCCGCCCAUCGUCUUCUCCUCGUCCAGCAGCGUCGCCGUGGUAGCGGCCGACACUCAUCAUCACCGACAACACACCACUCACAUAACAAACAGCUACAUCUAAACAUUCGACUUCACACGACACAACUCCGAGAUGUUAUUCACUCUGUACAAGUUUUAAAUAUGCCGUAUCGGACGAGCUUCGUCCAAGUAGAGCUGUGUGUGCACAACAAUUAUAUCAGGCAGGCAACAGUGGAGAGAGGCGACGUCGCCGAAGAACACGGCGCUUUGCCUCGUGGUAAUUACCUAGCUGUAGCUGGCAGUGGGGGCCGCCGCGAGGACCAUCUCCUGUCAGGGCUCGCGUGCAGGCCACCUCUCACGCCCAUAUUAAACGCAAGCUAA